AUGGCCCUGGCAGAAAAGAUCAGCAGGGAGACGGCCAAGCUCGAGAGGUACAUGAAGGAGAAAGGGUUGCCGAUGCCUGCUUUUGACGUGGAUGCUGCAGAUGAUUUUCCCAAGCUGCCGGCAGAUAUCCAGAACUGCAGGUUGGAAAUCAUCCACGCCACGAAACAGCUCCGAGACCUUACUAUCGGCCCACGAGAGAGCGUGAGAUGGGGCGUCUGGGAGUUCCUCGAUGUUCUGGCUCUUCAGGUUAUCUACAACUAUGAACUUGCCAAGCUCGUUCCCCUCGACAAGCCCAUCUCCCUCACCGACCUCCAAAAGCUCACCCCUCUGGACCCCGUCAACCUCGCGCGCGUCCUGCGCACCGCCAUGACCAACCACAUCUUCACCGAGCCCAGCCCCAACCUCAUCGCCCACACCGCCGCCUCGCGCCUCCUGGCCACAGACGAGGAGCUGGCCGCCUGGGUCGGCUUCAACGUCGAGGACAUCUUCCCGGCCUCCAACGGCGUCCUCCCGGCCCUGCAGACCCACCCAGAGGCCACCUCGCUCACCCGCGCCGGCUACCAGUUCGCCUUCGACACCGUCGACGUCGAGCCCAUGUUUGCCACCUUUGGCAGGGACGCCAAGCGGUCCCGGCGCAUGGGCCAGGCCAUGACCAGCCUGACGGGCGGCGAGGGCUACGAGGUCGCGUACUUUGUCGACAGCUGCGACCUGGGCGACGUCGACGCCCGCGGCGGCACCUUUGUCGACGUGGGCGGCAGCCACGGCGUCGUCUGCGUCAGCCUGGCCCGCAGGUGGCAGGGCAUCAAGUUCAUCGUGCAGGACCUGCCCAAGACGGUCGCCAGCGCGCCGGACCCGGUCUGCGAGGACGCCCAGGUCGCCGGGCGCGUGCAGUUCCAGGCCCACGACUUCUUCACGCCGCAGGACGUCGCGGCCGACGUGUACUACUUCCGCUGGAUCAUGCACAACUACUCGACCCCGUACGCGGUCGACAUCCUCAAGAACCUCGUCCCCGUGCUCAAGCCCGGCGCCCGCAUCAUCAUCAACGACCACUGCCUGCGCGACCCGGGGCAGGAGAACCCCUGGGACGAGAAGAUCAUGCGCCGUAUGGAUAUGGUCAUGUUGACCCUGCUGAACGCGCAGGAGCGGACCGAGGAGGAGUUUCGGGAGCUGUUCCGUCUGGCGGAUGAGGGCUUUGUGUUCAAGGGAGUCACGCGUGCCAAGGGAUGUCGUAUGAGUAUUGUUGAGGCUGCAGUUGAUGAUCAGACCCAAGACACGCCUGCGCCUGUAUCGGAGUGA
Molecule: messenger RNA, 1296 nt
Organism: Cryphonectria parasitica EP155
Lineage: Eukaryota; Fungi; Ascomycota; Sordariomycetes; Diaporthales; Cryphonectriaceae
Exons: 5
Coding region: 1-1296 (431 amino acids)
Molecular function (GO): O-methyltransferase activity
Source: RefSeq, a predicted model, not a curated record